Molecule: messenger RNA, 2794 nt
Organism: Menidia menidia (Atlantic silverside)
Lineage: Eukaryota; Metazoa; Chordata; Actinopteri; Atheriniformes; Atherinopsidae
Source: the annotation of a GenBank genome assembly
CCCCUUCCGGUGGGUCAAAGCGUUUUUUCAUUUGCAGUUGGGCUGAGUGAUUUGAUGACGUGGAUGGGCUUGUUGCCCCAGUGUGUUUUUUAAAUGUAGUUGUGCUUAGUUUUUCUGUUCAGGUGUCCCGCACUCCAGGGCCGUCGCCCACUGCCUCAAAAUGUUGACGGACAUCAUUUUGGAGGAAGAGUUUGAGAAGAAUGGAGAGUCUUGGUACAACCCUCAGGACCUCGAACACGAUCUCCAUCUGGCCGCGGAGCUGGGGAAAACCCUCCUCAACAGGAACCAUGACUUGGAGCAGGCUCUGCAGCAGAUGUACUCCACCAACCAGGAGCAGCUGCAGGAGAUAGAGUACCUGAGCAAACAGGUGGACCUGCUGCGUCAGAUGAACGACCAGCAUGCCAAAGUGUACGAGCAGCUGGACAUAGCCGCCAGAGAUCUGGAACAAAGCAACCAGCAACUAGUGCGAGACAACCGCCAGGCCCAAAACAAGAUCCAAAGUCUAACAGAAACUAUUGAGGCUCUCCAGACCCACAUGGAGGACCUGCAGACCCAGGUGGAGGAGCUAAAGGCCAUCCAGGCAGAGCAGAACAAGAGGGAUCUGGCAGAGCAUCGCCGCAGCCUGGGCGCGCAGAGUGUGUCCUGCCUCAAAGAGCUGUAUAAAUUACAACAAGACGGGUUUUCAGCCAACAGCAAUGGAUUCUGGUCACCUCAGAGCUCGUUCUGUGACAGAGAUCGACACCAGAACCCAGAGGAGGAGAAUCAAGCUCUUCAGCGCUCCAUCCAAACCCUUCAGAGGCAGAUCGCCGCAGAGCGAAGCCGCAGGGAGGCUGCAGAGCAGGAGAUCGAGUUGACUUCCAAAGAGAACAGCAGCCUGGAGCAGCGGCUGGCCCUGCUGGUGGGCUGCCGGGCCCGGCAGAAGGAGCUGGAGGAGGAGGUGGAGCAGCUGCGGCUUCUUUGGCGCGCCGACUACGCCAAGAGAAGACCUGACCAGCUUCUGCUGCCAGAAACCGUCUUCUUUGCUUCAGAGGAGAGGCCAAGUGUGGAGCAGAGCGAGACGGAGGACAAAGGGGGGAAGGCGGAGGAGCCGAGCAGACCCAACAAGCAGAGGCGCCACAGCGACAGCAUUUUGAGAGCAGCGACCGCAGACGACAUCCGCCGGGGUCAUGAGCAGCUGUGCAUCAGGCGGGCGGAGGCCGUCAAACAGAGGGGCAUCUCUCUACUCCAUGAGGUGGACGCACAGUACAGCGCCCUGCAGGUGAAAUAUGACGAGCUGCUGCGGCGCUGCCAGCAGGCCACAGACGAGCUCAGCCACAAAGCCGUCCAGACGUCCGGCGGCCCCUCCGCAAGCAUGCGGGCACGUCGCCGCCUGUCCAGCUCCGCCGCAUUAUCAGAUCUGAUGUUUGCUCUUGAGGAUGGCCAGCAGCCCGAGUACAAGGCUCUCUUCAAGGAGAUCUUCACCUGCAUCCAGAAGACCAAAGAGGACCUGAGCGAGAGCAGGCGCUCGGGCAGGGAGGGAGAUGUCCAGGAGUCUGCCAACUGAAUGCUGGACGUCAUUUCAGGACUUUUUGUCGUCAUUUUCUGUGAAAGGCUGAGACAGGAGAAGCACUGGGGUUUCUUAGCUCUAAAAAGUACCCAAAGGGUGCAGUUGCUACAUGGUCAUUACAUUUAAGAUGCGCAGCCUAUACUUCUGUUAGUUUGCACUUUUUUGUCCGUCCCUAUCAUUUUUUUUUAUAAAUGUUAUUAGAGGUUAAAGCUGUCUGAUCUUUGAUAUAAUAAGUAAUUACAUACAACUAAAGAAGAUAAAAUAAGUAAACAAUAUACAAUUAUAAACAGUUAAUACAUAAUUAACUUUGAGGUCAUUAAAAUGCUAUUUAGUAUGUUGCUUGAGUUAUAUAUCCAGAGGUAUUAUGUCCAAUGUGUUCAUAUUAGUGUCCACUUGGCUGAUUGGUGAUGGGAGGAGAAAGGCACAUGGAGGAGAAACACUUUUGGUGUGUUACACAUGAAUGAAACAGAAACGUUGGAAUGUUGUAAUAGGAUAAAAAAAAAAAACGGUAAAAAUGUUAUCAAGAAUUUAUAAUAACUAGCUUAGCAGCUAGUGUGCGUGGGUCAUUGGAAGUUGGAAAUUGUUUGAUGGGAGUGAGGGUCGCAGGCACAUCACCAGAGAAAAUGGACACUGGAAACAGCUGCUUUUUGUUUCCAUGAGUCUCUGUACCUUAAACAGAGGACCACAAAUCUAUUUUUAUUUAUUUAUCAACACAAGAUUACUGUUUAUUUAUUUUCAUCAGUGUGUUUUUUUUUUCUACAAAUUGAUCAGUAACCAGAGAGAAAGCCUAAAAACUAGAUUCUCCUUUUUUAAAAACUAAAAGUUGUGCUAAUUGAGAAUUCAUAAUGUUUAAAGCAGCAGUGUAAAUACUGUAGAAGCUCUGUCAAAAGGUUAUUUGAAAAAAUUAAAAAAACUGUUUACUUCCCUUGUUACAUGGUGCUCAUAGGAGAGAAGAUACAAAAUGACCAAAUUGUCGCUGUAAAAUACAGUUUAGAUGUAUUAGAUGUCCUCCAUGAAGACGCUUGUUUUUCUUGCUACUAAUUAAUAAAAUGAUUGCUUUCUCAUUUCCCAUUUCUUUUCUUAAUGUCUUUAGGUUAUGCAAGCAAUUAUUGGCCUUUCUUUGUUUUUGUGUGUUUUACAUAACUGAGAUUUUCCAGCCUGUUCCAAAUGCCAAAUCCUCUGAACUUCCAAACAAAGGGCUUGCAUUCCAUGCUAACUUAGACAGGUCUCAGCAAAACCUGAGCAUGA